Messenger RNA from Protopolystoma xenopodis, 345 nucleotides. NCBI's taxonomy places the organism in Eukaryota, Metazoa, Platyhelminthes, Monogenea, Polystomatidea, Polystomatidae. The record is from the annotation of a GenBank genome assembly.
AUGGAGGAUCACGAAUCACAUAUUGAGGAAAUUGGAUCUCCGAUCAUGAAGCGCGGGAAGAAAGAAAGGAAUCGUGAAUCGAGCGUCACAAUCUGCAAUAAUGGAAGAUGGAGUGCAGCUGGUGCAUCGCGGAUAGCUGAUUGUGUGCAGACGGCAACGAAUCACGGAUCAACAGAAGAACUGGCCUGUCUUCGUCUGCCGGAGCACAGUCAAGAGGAUGUACAGAUUGAUUGUUCUCUUGUCUCCACCGCCCACCAGACAGAUGAAGAAGAAUGUACUAACCAGGCCUGCCGAUUAUCAGAAAGAGCCGACAGACAGGACAGUCGGAGCACAAUCGAGAUGAGA